AUGACUGGUACUGGUCAAAAAACUCAGAGGGGCCGUUUGGUGACGACGGCAUUCUUCAUUCCUCACAUGACUCAUAUCCGCAUUGCUUUAACACUAUCUUCAAGGACGGAGUCCACCCACCUUCACCAAACUCUUUUUCCAGGAAAAAGUUCCGCUAGCACGUCAGGGGAAUCUGAAUCAUCAGUCCCUAGCGAGGACUUGAGCAGUCCAGUUCGGAUAAAUGCAUUGCAGGAUCCGCUGUCUGGCUGUGGACCGGGAUCAUUUCAUGUUAGUGUUGAUCAUAUUUAUCUUGUCGCGGCGUCGUCCACCCACAUUUCAAAAUCUCUGCUCCAACCUUAUUUCAAUCUUCGACGGCAUCCCGAACUUGCCUGUUCGUUGCUACUAAUCAGCAUGGAGCGGAAGCUGAGACCGCGCCCAAGGACUAAUCUCGAAAAAUGUUUACCUGAACAAACAAUCGCAAUCAAAAGUACAGAUAUGGCUGAAGAGAUGCAGCAGGAUGCGAUCGUGGCCGCACAAUACGCCAUCCAGAAGUUUCAAAUCGAAAAGGACAUAGCAUCAUACUUGAAGAUGGAAUUCGACAGAAAGUACGGACCUUCAUGGCAUUGUGUGGUUGGACGAAAUUUUGGAUCUUAUGUAACUCAUGAGACAAAUCAUUUUAUCUACUUUUACAUUAAACACAUUGCUGUGAUGUUAUUCAAGACCGGAUUUUGAAUAUUGUUAUUCCUGUACUCUUAUGCUGAC
This is a messenger RNA of Cylicocyclus nassatus, 741 nucleotides long. The record is from the annotation of a GenBank genome assembly. Lineage: Eukaryota; Metazoa; Nematoda; Chromadorea; Rhabditida; Strongylidae.